AUGGCUUCUACCAUGGCUACAAACAGAGCAGCCGUUCAUAGUAAUGUUCGCUCAAACCGUAUCGGUGCAUCAACACUCACCGGCGACCGUACAAACUCUACACACAACGCCGGGAUGACCAACGGCUUUCCUGCCAGUAAAGAUCGCUGGAAUAACAACAUAUGGUCCAGAAAUACAUUCGGGUCUGACAGCGAGUCGGAGGGCACUGUAACUAGAGAAAAUGCUUUUCAGGGCAAGUCCGGGUCCAGCUCUCUGUUAGCAGCAUCGGAAUCCGAUGGAUGGGCUGGCCGUGCUAGUCUCCCUUGGAAUACAGUUGGUUCCACAUCAGCCUUGAACAGCAUCAAGACGUCUCCAAUCGAGGCUCGUACAGGCGAUCGAAGCGCACCAGCCAGCGCUGGAAGUGGUGACAAUAACUCAUAUUUUUCACUUCCUCGGGCUGCUGCAAUCGGCCAAAAUGGAAGCUCAGGCUCCUCAAAGACCUUCCUGGGGUCAAACGGAGAGAGUUAUUCAGUACCUGCUACUGAGGGGUUAUCGCUAUCGAACUUCGGAAACUUUAGGAAUGAUGAAAACUCUGGACAGACGCAGUUCCCCUCUUUUCCGAACAACCAGACUCCGGGUGGAUUCCAAAGGAAGUCGAGUUUGGUUCCAAAUACGCAGCGAUCUGAAGAUGUUCUUGGAUCCAUGAGUGCUGGUCCAUUCUCACACGUUGGUUCAGAGUCUAUUUCGGCUGGUUCGACGCGUCACGUUGGUUCCAAUAACUAUCCUCACUCGGCCUACCAGUCAUACCAAGCCGAAUCGCACAAUCUAGGUUCCCGUCUAUCGAGCGGGCAGAUCGAUAUUGGCGCCGGCUUGAACCAACUGCAUUUGAAUGAUAAUGCUCACCGCAAUGCAUACAGUCAUCAUGAUUCGUUCGAUAUAUCCUCUGGCACUCGCUUUAACAAUCAACUACAACCCGAUGAUGUCAAUUAUCAAGACUAUGUCUCCGAGUUCUCGAACGAUGGACCGCUCGCACCAUAUCAAUCUCUAUCCAGGCUUGGUGAACGUGAUCAAUCUCCUGCUGGUGAAUAUGCGCGGGCCCUCAGUAACUCCUUCUAUCCAAGUACGCGGACACCUCCUGUCGCAGCUAAUCAAUUCCGACCCUCUUCUAGUCAUCGCAUGUCGGCACAGCUCAGCGAUGGACAAGCUGCGAUUUUGGACCGUCGGUUGCGAGGGUUGCAACAAGAACAAGAUUUCGGCCAUGCUGCAGGGGGAGCCAUGCAGCAACGUAUUUCAAUCCCCAAUGGCUACGACCUUGCUGGAUACUCGGCCGCUCGUUUGAAUGGCUUCCCUCAAUACUUGCAGAUGCCAUACAACAACCUGCCAUCAUCAAUUAUUCAACGCGUCUCUCACCGUGAACCAGAUCCUAGUCAGGUUGUCCGCAGCCCUCUCCUUGAGGAGUUCCGGACUCACAACAAGUCAAACAAAAGAUACGAGCUAAAGGAUAUCUACAACCACAUUGUGGAAUUCAGUGGUGAUCAACAUGGAUCCAGGUUCAUCCAACAAAAACUCGAGUCGGCUAAUAGCGAUGAAAAAGACCAAGUCUUCCGUGAGAUUCAGCCCAACUGCUUACAACUCAUGACUGAUGUCUUUGGCAAUUAUGUUGUCCAAAAACUCUUCGAGCAUGGCAAUCAGUCGCAGAAAAGGAUUCUUGCGAACCAGAUGAAGUCCCACAUCUUGGCUCUAUCAACCCAGAUGUACGGCUGCCGUGUCGUUCAAAAGGCGUUGGAGCACAUUCUUACCGAUCAACAAGCCGCUAUGGUCAAGGAGCUAGAUCAGCAUGUCAUGAAAUGCGUGCGUGAUCAGAAUGGUAACCACGUUAUUCAGAAGGCCAUUGAGCGAGUUCCCACGCAUCACAUUCGCUUUAUUAUCGAUGCUUUCAAGGGUAAUGUCAAUAAACUCGCUACUCACCCAUACGGCUGCCGGGUCAUUCAGCGGAUGCUUGAACAUUGUGAGACUGCCGAUCGUGAAUCGAUUCUUACUGAGCUCCACGUAUGCACGGAAUCAUUGAUUCCUGAUCAAUUCGGCAAUUAUGUCAUUCAGCAUGUCAUUGAGAAUGGCGAAGAGAAAGACCGAUCUGUCAUGAUUAAAUCUGUCGUCAAGAACGUUCACAACUUUUCCAAGCAUAAAUUUGCUAGUAACGUUGUGGAAAAGAGUAUCGAGUUUGGUGAAGAAAGCCAGCGACGAGAAAUCAUCCGAUUGCUUACAGCCCACAAUGACCGCGGCGAGAGUCCCUUGCUAGCCUUGAUGCGAGACCAGUAUGGAAAUUAUGUUAUUCAGAAAGUCCUCGGCCAAGUGAAAGACUCCGAGCGAGAGAUGAUAAUUGAUGAAAUCAAGCCAUUGCUCAGUCAGCUGAAAAAAUUCAGCUAUGGCAAGCAAAUCAUGGCUAUUGAGAAACUCAUUGUUGACCCCAACGCUCCCACGGUUGCUGCAAACUCUUCAACCACGCCGCCUGCAUCUCACAAGUCCUCGCCACAACCCUCUCGCAGAUCGCUUGCCGAAAUUCGUCCACCGGUCGGUGGUGCGGCACCUCCUACUCCUCCACCCACCGAUACUCAGAGUCUUCAUGGAGGGUCUGCCACUGAUGGAUCAGUCGAUGGACCUGUUGAAAGUUCCAAGGGGCUGGCUACCACUUCUAUUGCCGCCGUACCUGACUCUACCACCACCACUCAUCAGACUGGGGCUGAAGUAACCGUGGCAGUCAGUAUUCCAUCUGAAUCACGAGCAUAA
This is a messenger RNA of Talaromyces marneffei, 2766 nucleotides long. RefSeq lists its product as uncharacterized. Gene Ontology annotation, cellular component: cytoplasm. Gene Ontology annotation, biological process: nuclear-transcribed mRNA catabolic process, deadenylation-dependent decay. Gene Ontology annotation, molecular function: mRNA 3'-UTR binding. The record is from RefSeq and is a predicted model, not a curated record. The transcript has 5 exons. Bases 1 to 2766 code for a protein of 921 amino acids. Lineage: Eukaryota; Fungi; Ascomycota; Eurotiomycetes; Eurotiales; Trichocomaceae.